GGGAGGAGGACCUCAGUCACAGCAGCAAGCGAGCGCACUGAGCAGAUGACAGCAGCAUGCUCGGAGUCACAAGCAAAUGAGAGGAAGGAAUCAACUUUGGCUUUGAGUGUCUGACCUGGGUACGAUUCCUUAAACAAGGAGAUGACCAGUUUAGCUAUUGCCCAUGGACUGAAUCACAGAAAACUGGAACUGGAUUGAAUCAGAAAAACAGCGAAUGGCUUUCUUUUAUAGGAUGUCUGAACAAAGCAAAAUUCUCAAGCAUGUUUUGCAGAGUACACUUGAUGGCUUAAUCUCUUCUAACUGGUCUGGACUGCAGAAAGGAUCAAUACCAGAGGAAAUGAAACAGAUUGUUGAGGAACAGAGAAAUAAACCACACUGGGCAGCUCUUCUGAUACUUGUGGUGAUAAUACCCACCAUUGGUGGAAACACCCUUGUUAUUCUGGCUGUUUCACUGGAGAAAAAGCUACAGCAUGCUACCAAUUACUUUCUUAUGUCGCUGGCGGUGGCUGAUUUGCUGGUUGGAUUGUUUGUGAUGCCAACUGCACUCUUGACAAUAGUUUUUGAGGCUAUGUGGCCCCUCCCACUUGUUCUGUGUCCUGCCUGGUUGUUUCUUGAUGUUCUAUUUUCAACUGCAUCCAUCUUACAUCUCUGUGCCAUUUCAGUGGAUCGCUACAUAGCCAUCAAAAAGCCAAUCCAGGCCAAUCAAUGUAACUCCCGAGCUACUGCACUCAUCAAGAUUACAGUGGUGUGGUUAAUUUCCAUAGGCAUUGCCAUUCCGGUCCCUAUUAAAGGGAUAGACACUGAUGUGCCCAACCCAAACAAUAUCACCUGUGCACUGACAAAGGAACGUUUUGGCAAUUUCAUGCUUUUUGGCUCCCUGGCUGCCUUCUUCACACCUCUUGCAAUCAUGAUCGUCACCUAUUUUCUCACCAUCCAUGCUCUCCAGAAGAAAGCUGACUUGAUCAAAAACAAGGCAUCUCAACGUCUAAUGUGGCUGAACGUGUCCACAGUAUUCCAAAGAGAUGAAACUCCUUGCUCAUCACCUGAGAAAGCAGUAAUGCUGGAUAGUUCUCAGAAGGACAAAACUCUGCCCAACUCAAGGGAUGAAACCCUUAUGCGACAGACGUCCACCACUGGAAAAAAGUCGGCACAGACCAUUUCCAACGAGCAGAGAGCCUCAAAGGUCCUUGGAAUUGUAUUUUUCCUCUUUUUGCUUAUGUGGUGCCCUUUUUUUAUUACAAAUAUAACUUUAGCUUUGUGUGAUUCCUGCAACCAGACUACUCUUGAAAUGCUCCUGGAGAUUUUUGUGUGGAUAGGCUACAUUUCCUCAGGAGUGAAUCCUUUGGUCUACACCCUCUUCAACAAGACAUUUCGGGAUGCAUUUGCCCGAUACAUCACCUGCAAAUACCAGUCUACAAAGCCAGUAAAAACUGUUAGAAAGUGCUCCAGUAAGGUCUACUUUCAGAAUAUGACAACAGAGAACUCCAAAUUUUUCAUGAAACAUGGAAUGCGAAAUGGAAUUAAUCCUGCCAUGUACCAGGGCCCAAUGAGGCUCGGAAACUCAACCAUUCAAUCUUCAAUCAUUCCAUUAGAUACACUUCUCCUCACUGAAAAUGAAGGUGACAAAAUUGAAGAGCAAGUCAGUUAUGUCUAGCACAUCUGGUACAGUUUUCAUCUAACAAUGAUAAGCAAGCUGAUGAACAAGCCUGCAAGAAUAUGUAAGGAAGAAUUUUAGGUCACAUGUCAAAUCAUCUCUUCAAAGUAAGAGUUAAACAUUACAAUUAUUUAAUUUUCUUGUUUGGACAAAAUAACUCCAUGAAAAAAAUAAUUUUGUACAGCUAUGAACAAAAGCCAUCCAGGUUAAAUAUGGUUUUCAAAUGAAAUAAAAUCAAUAAAUUUCAGGCUU
Octodon degus (degu) is the source of this 1906-nucleotide messenger RNA. It is a transcript of the gene Htr2b, whose product is annotated as 5-hydroxytryptamine receptor 2B. Gene Ontology annotation, biological process: smooth muscle contraction; G protein-coupled receptor signaling pathway, coupled to cyclic nucleotide second messenger; regulation of behavior. Lineage: Eukaryota; Metazoa; Chordata; Mammalia; Rodentia; Octodontidae. The coding region runs from base 215 to 1654 and encodes 479 amino acids. The transcript has 4 exons. Gene Ontology annotation, cellular component: plasma membrane; dendrite. Gene Ontology annotation, molecular function: G protein-coupled serotonin receptor activity; neurotransmitter receptor activity. The record is from RefSeq and is a predicted model, not a curated record.